CACGUCAAAAGGAGCAUGGUUAGGUAUAUACACAAUUCAGGGAAGGAUAAAUGUCGUUUCGAGGUACUUAGAACCAGAAGCUGGCGGACUGGUGGACUUGGCGAAUUGCGUCGCUCCCGACUCACUGCUUUUUGGUGGCCCGGACAGGCUGAGCGACCAGUGUACGGCAUCAAUGUCUGUCACAGCAAUCGCCAUGGUGAUACUGUGUGUAUGUACAUGUCGUAAGGAGGCGACCCCAACUUCGACAUGCAUGUCCUGGGUCCAGGAAGCCCGACGAGAUUUCGGAGCCACUGGGUCUGAUGUGAAAGUUCAUGGGGAACUUCCCUCGCCGCGGAUAAGUGCAGCCGUGGCGCUACAGACAUUGAUACGCUCUGGACACUGCCUCAAAUGGGCGUCGUACUGGCGUUGGGGUGCACAGGCCGCAGUGCUAAGACAAGGGCAGCAGAGUGAACACUGUCUGGAGGUCAUCUCACCAUGCCAUGUGAAACGGAGGACAGAAACCGACAAAGAGCGGCUGAUGGCCCAAAGGGGAGGGCGACGGCGGGCUGGACGAUGCACCUGGUGCCAUGGGGGAGGCUGGAUUGGAGUCAAACACUCUGUCACUGUGGAGAUUACGUAAUAUUGUAGGAGAGUCCGCGCCAGCGCUAAGUCGCCCUACCCCAACAGAACUCA
This is a messenger RNA of Rhodofomes roseus, 672 nucleotides long. RefSeq lists its product as uncharacterized. The record is from RefSeq and is a predicted model, not a curated record. Bases 173 to 619 code for a protein of 148 amino acids. Lineage: Eukaryota; Fungi; Basidiomycota; Agaricomycetes; Polyporales; Fomitopsidaceae. The transcript has 2 exons.